Messenger RNA from Megachile rotundata (alfalfa leafcutting bee), 3723 nucleotides. It is a transcript of the gene raptor, whose product is annotated as regulatory associated protein of MTOR complex 1. The record is from RefSeq and is a predicted model, not a curated record. Gene Ontology annotation, cellular component: cytoplasm; TORC1 complex. Gene Ontology annotation, biological process: positive regulation of cell growth; regulation of autophagy; cellular response to amino acid stimulus. NCBI's taxonomy places the organism in Eukaryota, Metazoa, Arthropoda, Insecta, Hymenoptera, Megachilidae. Gene Ontology annotation, molecular function: protein binding; protein-macromolecule adaptor activity.
CCCACCAGUAAUGGUGAAAUAUGGGUAUUUAAUAGGGUUAGUUCUGAAUAUUCUGAUUACUACGUGGAUGGGUGCACCUAGCAUCUAUGUAUAUGAUUGUUCAAAUGCAGGUAUUAUUGUGGAGUCUUUUCAACAAUUUGCAGAACAACAUGAAAAAGAAUAUGAGAUGGAAAAACAGGCAGUUCAGCAGAAUCGUGCCACUGGAGUUGUAGGUGCAACAGCACCAUCUUAUAAAAAUUGUAUUCAAUUGGCAGCAUGUGCAGCUAAUCAGAUUUUGCCUAUGAAUCCAGAUUUACCAGCGGACAUAUUUACAUCAUGUCUUACAACUCCAAUUAAAAUUGCGUUACGAUGGUUUGUAAUGCAAAAUACAUCCAAAUUGGUACCAAAAAUAUCAUUAGAUUUGAUUGACAAAAUUCCAGGACAGCUGACUGAUAGGAGAACAAUGCUGGGUGAACUUAAUUGGAUAUUUACAGCAAUUACUGACACAAUCGCAUGGAACACUUUACCAAGAGAUUUAUUCCAAAGAUUAUUUAGACAAGAUUUAUUAGUUGCUAGUUUGUUUCGAAAUUUUUUACUUGCUGAACGGAUACUUCGAUCAUAUGACUGUACUCCAGUUUCUUGUCCAAAACUACCACCUACUUAUCAGCACCCUAUGUGGCAAGCAUGGGAUUUGGCACUUGAUCUUUGCUUAGCACAGUUGCCAUCUAUUCUUGAAAAUGAAGAUCAAUUUGUACAUUCGCCAUUUUUUGAAGAGCAACUUACAGCCUUUCAAGUAUGGCUGACCUUAGGUUCUAAAAAUCGUAACCCUCCAGAACAGCUGCCAAUAGUACUUCAAGUGUUGCUUAGUCAAGUUCAUAGAUUAAGAGCAUUAGAAUUAUUAGGAUGUUUUCUUGAUCUUGGUCCAUGGGCAGUGAACUUGGCUCUUAGCGUAGGCAUUUUCCCGUAUGUCCUAAAAUUACUUCAAAGUAAUGCUAGAGAAUUGCGCCCAUUGCUCGUUUUUAUUUGGGCAAAAAUUCUUGCAGUUGACAGUACAUGCCAAGCAGAUCUUGUACGAGAUGGCGGGCACAAAUAUUUUUUAUCCGUUCUUCAGGAUACUUCGAUACCGAGUGAACAAAGGACGUUAGCAGCAUUCGUUUUGGCCAGUAUUGUAAAUGAUUAUCGACCAGGUCAAAUAGCAGCUAACCAUGGUAGCCUUGUUUCAAUUUGCUUAGAACAACUUGGAGAUUCAAACGCUUUAUUAAGACAGUGGCUAUGUUUAUGUCUUGCGAGACUUUGGCACAAUUAUGAUAAAGCAAGGUGGUGUGGAGUUAGAGAUAUUGCUCAUGAAAAGUUAUUUACAUUAUUACAAGAUCCAGUUCCUGAGGUCCGAGCAGCUAGUGUUUAUGCUUUGGGCACAUUUAUAAACAGUGUGACAACUCGAAGCGAACAUGCAAAUAAUAUUGAUCAAAUUAUUGCUAUGACACUUAUUAAUACUGUUUCGCAUGACAUGUGCCCUUUAGUUAGAAAAGAAUUAGUAGUAGCACUUCAAUGGAUGGUUUUGCAUUUUGAAAAUUCGUUUGUCACUUUAGCUUUGGCCGAAGAAAAUAGCCGAAAAGAUCUCGUAGUGGAAACGUUAUCACCAUUUAGUGGAAUGAGGCGUAUUAGUUCUAGAGACAGAUUAAAGAUGCUUUCUCCUAACAACACCUAUAGUGUGGACAGUACAGAUGGGUUCACUCAAGAUCGUAUCAAAAGAGUGUCAUCGUCGUCCUCCAUUAGUAGUUUAGGAAAUAAUUGGGAGUUCGUGAGGAAACCUUGCGAGUCACUUGGGCACAGCUCUCUUGGAAAUCUACCAAGCCUUUCUUAUGGUAGCAUAUACAUGAAAUUAUGGCAUGGAUUAUGUAAUCUUGACAAUGAUCCUCAUCCCGCGGUUGCCACAAUGUCACAAAAGGUCACUAAUCAUAUUCGAAAUCAGGUUAAAGAAUCAUCUGCGCCCAAAGAAGUAAUUGAAACAAAAAUAUCUUCAUCAUUAUCUCUUCCACCUUCACCUUCAAAUCGCACUACAUACUUAAGCAAUAGCAAAGGAGAAUCUCCGCCGACAGUAAAUUCUGGGUCAGAUUUAUUGCGUUCCUCAAGAAUACCAUCGCAUAACAAUCGUUCAAGAAAGCCAAUUCCUAAUACUAUAUCGGAAGAAGCUGACGAAGUUGCUGGUAUUAAAACACCAUUGAUAACUUCGCAAUUUGUUGAAUGGAGUUGUGCUCAAUUUGCUCAACCUUCUGUUAGUUUAGAAAAUGAGAUAGAAUCAAUGAGUGAUAUGGAAAGUAGAGCCCAUUAUGAAAGAGAAUGGCGGUAUUUAAGAAAUAAAAAACAAAGACGAGAAACAAGAGAAGAACAAUUACGAUCAGUACAAAGUAAAGUGGAGUCGCAAGUGUUUCAUGCAAGAUGUCCACACUCUCCAGAAGUUUUAAUGUUUCAUCCUUUUGAACCUCAUCUGGUUGUGGCAUUAAAAGAUUGUUUUGGUGUAUGGGAUUGUCAGACUGGUGCAAAAUUGACUUACUGUGCAAGCCGCGGUAAUAAAAUGUCGCGUAUCACAGCUUUGGAAUUUAUCAAUGCUCACGAUGUAUCUUUAUUGAUGACGGGAUCUGAUGAUGGUUCUGUUAGAGUUUGGAAGAAUUAUAGUAGUAUGUUGAAUCGUGAUCCAGUUUUACUUACCGCUUGGCAAGCAUUGGCUGAUAUACAGCCAACAACGAAAACCACGACUGCUGGAUUAGUUACAAAAUGGGAACAGAGAUCCCUUACAUUAGCAGUAACAGGUGAUGUGCGGUUUGUUAGACUAUGGGACGCAGAGACUGAAUUGAAAAAACAAGAUAUACCGACAGGUGCUGAUUGUUGUGCUACGUGCAUUGAUGUUGACGGUACAGGUGUAAUGAUGGCAGUAGGUUGCGGAGAUGGUUCUGUUCGCUUAUUCGAUAGAAGAUUACCUCCAUUAGAAUCAAGAGUCAUGAUUUGGAGAGAGCAUACAGCAUGGGUAUUAAGUACAUCUCUCAGGAAAUUUGACAGAUCUGCACCACAAUUGUUUACCGGAUCAUCUUCAGGAGAUAUUAGAAUAUUUGAUCUUAGGAAAAAUUCUUCUAUAAGCACGGUGCAAAUAACGCAAGGUAUAACGGCAUUGGCAGCGCAUGAAAUGGCAGAUAUUUUUGCAUGUGGGUCAACAAAUCAUUGUAUAAGUAUUUAUAACACUAUGGGUCAACAUCUAAAUACCAUAAAAUUCCACGAAGGAUUUAUGGCUACCCGUAUUAGUCCUGUAAGUUGUUUAAAUUUUCACCCCUAUCGUGUGAUUCUAGCAGCUGGAUGCGUUGACAGUACCAUUACUGCAUAUGCAUCUGAACCAAGGAGAUGACUAAUAGAGAUGGAAUUGCAGUAAAAUUGUUUUCGAAAAUAUUUAUAAAUUCAUGGUACUUGAUAUCCUUAGCAUUAGUAGCGAACAAAAGAAACUCCAAGAUAGAAAUAUUCGAGUUGAUUUUAAAUAUCGGAAUAUGACUUCUAAUAUUUCCAAUUACGUAUUUAUGUUUUUCUACUGCGUUUUCCUUGUACAAAGGAUGUUUUUUGGUAUUAGUUUCAUCGUAUGAAACUAAUAAUAGGUUUGCGAUUGUGCAACGUAUGGAUAAAGUAACCAAAGUCUGUUUAGACGACCAAAGAAAAUGAAACAGGAAAUACGCGUACACAAAAAUGCAAUUUUUUUAAAAA